This is a messenger RNA of Gossypium raimondii (Peruvian cotton), 2939 nucleotides long. RefSeq names its product protein MODIFIED TRANSPORT TO THE VACUOLE 1. NCBI's taxonomy places the organism in Eukaryota, Viridiplantae, Streptophyta, Magnoliopsida, Malvales, Malvaceae. The transcript is spliced from 5 exons. The coding region runs from base 274 to 2364 and encodes 696 amino acids. The record is from RefSeq and is a predicted model, not a curated record. Gene Ontology annotation, cellular component: trans-Golgi network membrane. Gene Ontology annotation, molecular function: ubiquitin binding; phosphatidylinositol binding.
UACGUUUUGAAGUUUUCAGAUUAUGGUUUUUAGUUUUUACCUAUUUUUCCAUUUCUUAAAGGCGAAGAAAUCAAAUAACAAACGGACGGUACCCUAAUUGGAUCGCAUUCAAAUUCCGCUAUUAAUUGCAAUCAAAUCGAAAAUUCAACAACAUUUUUUCAUCAUUUUCAAUCAAAACGAUCAAAGCGAAUAGAUCAAAUAUUGAACUCUUCGAAUUCAAUCAAGUUUUGAAUUUAAGAGUUUUUUUUUGUUUUUUUUUCUUCAAUUUUCGGAAUGGAUUCCAGCAGGCGAGCGGUGGAAUCGUAUUGGAGAUCGCGGAUGAUCGAUGCGGCAACCUCUAAUGAAGACAAAGUAACACCCGUUUAUAAGUUAGAUGAGAUCGCCGAACUCUUGAGAUCUUCGCAUGUUAGUAUCGUGAAAGAGGUCGCCGAGUUUAUCUCGAAACGACUCGAUCACAAAAGUCCGAUCGUUAAACAAAAGGCUUUGAGGUUGAUAAAAUAUGUUGUGGGAAGGUGUGGUGUGGAGUUUAGGAGAGAGAUGCAGAGGAACUCAAUCGCGGUGCGUCAGUUACUUCAUUACAAGGGGGAGCCUGAUCCUUUGAAGGGGGAUGCACUCAAUAAGGCUGUAAGGGACAAUGCUCAAGAGACUAUUUCAGCUAUAUUUGCAGAGGACAAUAAUAGCAGCAAGCCUUCGCCUGCUGAUGAUCUGAAUAAACGAAUACAAGGAUUUGGAAAUACAAACUUUGAAACGCCUGUAGAUGAUAAGAAAUCAAUUCUCAGUGAGUUUGUUGGCAUUGGAUGUGCAUCUAUCAAGCAGGGAAUUAGUAGUCUCACUCAGGUUCAUUCGUUUAGAAAGAAUGACAACGGAAAGAACAAGGGUCCUACGCUUCGAAGGUCAUUGACUACAGAAAUUGACAAUUCUGAUAGGUAUGAACCAGUUGUAUUGCCCAAUGACACUCAAGGAGUUUCCAUGAAUACUGCCAGUGGACCUUGGGGGCAGGACUUAGGAGAACUCAAGACAGAAACAAAAAAUGGGGAACCCAGCUCAAAUCAUUCAGUGACUAAAACUCGUGAAGAGAGAUUAUUGGAAACCAUAGUGACAUCUGGUGGUGUUCGUCUACAGCCUACUCGAGAUGCCAUUCAAUCUUUUCUAGUGGAGGCUGCAAAGCUUGAUGCAUUAGCUUUAAGUCAUGCGCUUGAAUCUAAGCUUCUAUCGGCAAUAUGGCAGGUUCGCAUGAAAGCUGUGUGCGUGCUUGAGUCCAUUCUGAGGAAAAAACAUGAGCAUUUCCUAAUUGUGGCUUCUUAUUUUACCGAGAACAAAGAUGCUGUUUUGAGAUGUUCUGAGUCUCCCCAAACUUCUCUCAGAGAAAAGGCUAACAAGGUAUUGAUCCUUUUGAAUGGGGAACAGAUAGGAGGUUUGGCAAGUCAUUCAGAAAAGUCUUUGAACGCGGAGACGACACCUGUUCAAAUGCCUGACCUGAUAGACACUGGUGACCAGGAUGAUUGUAAUGAACUAGAUAAUUCCACCAAAAACCAACAUGAUCAAAAGACUCCGAAUCUGACUGUAAACCCACUUAUGGAUGAGUUAUUAGUAGAUGACCUGGGUGCUGGUCUCAGCACCAGGGAACAGAAAAAUGAUGAUGAUCCCUUUGCAGAUGUCUCAUUUCACACUGGUGAGGGUAGAGAAAGUGUGGGUGAUCUCUUCUCUGGGAUAACUAUAAAUGACAAGUCAGUUGUCGAUGGUAAUUCUAUGGCUGCAAAUAGAAAAUCUGAAGUAAUUGAUAUCUUUGGAACCAAUUCUGAAGCUCUGCCAGAGACUCAAAAAAAUUCUGUUAGUGGUAUAAUGACUGGCUUGUCAAUGAAUGAGAAUUCAUCUAAAUUGAAACAGAAAGGAAUCUCUUCUGAGACACGCCCUGAAAAUAUAUUUUCCAAUUUCAGCAAUCAAGCUUCUAGUGAUGCUUUGAGUGGUUUCCAUGGUUCCCAAGCCGCUGGGAUGAAUGCAAAUAUGAUGCUUCCUUUAGGGACCAUGCCAUAUGCCGUUCCUCCUGGAAUAAUAGUGAACCCAGCCUUUUCUUCUCAACCUAUGAAUUACGGUGCUAUGGGUAGUUUCAUUGCUCAGCAGCAAUUACUUGCAACAAUGUCUAACUUACAACACUUUGGUAAUUGUAAUGCAAAAAAAGCUGGCAUCAAUAAUGUUUCCAGUGGAUCUAAUGGAGGACCACCUCUGCCUGACAUAUUCCAGUCAAAUUUUACAACUCAAAUGCCUAGUUCAAUGAUAAAUAGUUCAAAGAACGAGGACAUAAGAGCAUUUGAUUUCAUUUCGGAUCAUCUCGCGGCAGCCCGUGAUCCAAAAAGGACGGUGUAAGGUUUGUGCUUGCACCCUACAUACCGUCUUAUAGAAUAUUACAACACUUAAAUAAUAGUACUGUUCUUUUGGAACAAUGAAGCUUUGACAUUACAUGCAUCGUUGACCAUUGCUUUGCAUGUAGUAGGGGGGGGGGGUUAACAUCCUUAUAAUUAAAAUGUAGAGGCUAUGAAUCUUUUAGGCUUUGUAUUCGAGAUGAAAGAAAAUUGGAAAAAUCUUUGUGCAGUUAAUUGUUCCAAACAAAAAAAGAGUAGAAUGAAAAAAAUGUUUAAAUAAAUGAGACCUAAGAAACGGUGUAAGGACAGAAGAUGCUGAGAUUCGAAUUCCAAAUUUGCUGAAUACCAUUUUUUUCAUCAUGGUUACAUGAAUCAACUAAGAUGAGUUAUGUAUUUAAUUGUUUUUUAAUUUAAUAAUUAAGAUUCAUAAUCGCAUUUGUUAUUUCUAGCUCAACUUUUGGAAUUUUUCUCUCCCCCUUUUUUGUAUCUUUGUUAGUGUAAAAUAGGAUCACUUAAUAGUUCUGAAUGUACUAUAUUUACUUUUACAAUCUUCAUAUUUAAUAUAUAUUUCAAGUAUAA